GGUCGUCGCUAUGCCAUGGAAGAAUCAGUGAAGGUGAAAGACCGGUCUCCCGAAGUAACACAAUUUCAGUUUGCCCUGAUGGAUCAUCUAGAAAUUAAAAAGAAAGAGUUAGUGGCCUCUUCUCAACCUGAAGUACUGUCGAGUGAUAUUGUUGCGUCGGCUCACAUCGAGGAAUAUGCUUUGAAGUUAUUUGGGUAUGCCGACACUGAAGAUAGAAAAGCAGUCUUCAAUAAGCGUGUUGUAAAAUCCUUCCAUACAGCAAGCGUUCUUUUUGAUGUUAUGCAGUCGUUUGGACCGUUAACUGAAGAGAUUGCACAGGCUAGAAAAUAUGCAAAGUGGAAGGUAGUUUACAUUCAUGGAUGUCUAAAGAAAGGAGAGACUCCGAUCCCUGGACCAGCAGGAGGACAAGAAGCAGAAGGAGCAGAAGGAGGUGCAUUCUUCCCUCCUCCAAGUCUCCAACCAGGCCCUCCAGCUCCAGCCCCACAGCAGCCAGGCUACCCACCGGGUCCUCCAGCCCCACAGCAGCCAGGCUACCCACCAGCAGGGGCAUAUCCACCUGGAGCUUACCCUCCACCUACCGGUGGUGCCGCUGCUGCUUACCCUCCAGCCCAACCACCAUCAGUCAACCAGCUACCACCAGGGGUACCCCCAGGUCAACACGCACCCCCAUCAACCCCAGACCAGGGGGGUGGAUACCAGGCUGGCAUGCCAGGACCAAGUGCAAGUACAUCAGAUGCAUGUGAGGUGUCACCUGCAGUCUCGGAUAAGGCCCAGAAAUUCUGUAAAUUUGCCGUCAGUGCCCUCCAGUACGACGACGUUAUCACAGCAAUAGAGAACUUGGAAAAGGCAUUGAGAUUACUUCAGACUGGUAAAGAAUAAGAGAUGGACGUGUACAUGGCAUUCUAUGAAGCAUUGAAUUUGUUGUGAAUGGAUCAACUCUUGUAGGAGUAGGAUAUAAAUUGCGACAUAACUAAGGAUCAUUCACAUAUGAUGAAACAGGCAGCUCCUUUGUGUACUGCAAAAAUGGCAUAUUGGAAAGAAGAUCACAUAGUUGCCAUUGUAAUAGUUUUGAUUAAUCCUUACUACCAGAAUGUUAUUUAUUACCUCUUCAAUUAUAAACACAGAAGGUAGGUCGUCUUAACAAUCAUUGUGGCUUGUAAAUUAGCAGCUAGCAAUAUUAUGUAAUGUAUGAAUUUAGCCCAUUAACAUGAAUUAUUUCCCUCGGGGACCCUCACUCACUGGUUUCCCAAUAGGGAAAUGAUUAAUUUCAAUAUGUCAAGUUCAUACAGCAGUAGAAAACAUAAAAAGGGCAUUUAGAUCAUUCUUUGAACUGGUAAAGAAUAGGUGAAUUUGAAAUUACUUUUCAUUUUAUGAAGCAUCAGAUUUGUUGUGAUGGUGGGGGGGGGGGGGGUGAGGAGACUUGAAUAUGAAGCAUCAUAUUGUUGGGUGCCGAUAAAACUUUUACAUUUAUGUGGAUAGCUCAGCUAAAUCUCUAUGUGAUAUUUCCCUAUUGGAAAUAGGAUAAUCUUUUUAGAAAUAUGAAGUUGCCACCAUUGAUUGCCAUAGAUCUAAAAUACAGCUUUUUCUGAGCUGUUUCCUUAAAUUGAGAAAUGAGACAUUAAACAUCCAUUCAACCAGUUUGAUUACUCAAAUUAUAGUUGAAAUUGUAGAUGAAUAUCAUUAGUUAGCUUUGUGCAAGGCUUUCAUUCCGUAUGACAUCUCUUGGGAGGAAAUUCAUGAUGUUAGAGUGGUAGUCAUGUCUCUCAGCAAUUCCCUUCACCAAAUUUAUAAUAAUAACAAUUGCAAUAAUAGCCCCAUCUAUCUAACAAUAAUGAAAAAUAAUCUAUUCCGAGGCGCUUUAUAUGGGUUGACACAAAGAAGUCAGUGUGUGAUGAUGUGUAAUAAAAAGUUCCUUGCUAUCAUCAAGAAAAUUGGUUAGCAAGGUUCUUGGAAUCUUUGUCCUUCCUAGUCCAGGGGAAGCAUUUCAUGAAACAGUCUGUAUUAAUUUCAAGCUACUGAAAUACCUGCAUCUGAUUGGCUCAGAGCAAAUUUGUCUGUGAAACAAGACAUUACUUUAGAAACACACUCCCUGAUUUAAAUGUUUUAAAGUGAUUACAUUGUUACCAAAGCUGAAUGGCUUAAAAGUGCAAUUUUUCAUCUGUUGCAUUUUAGGCAUUGUAUGUUAGUACCGGUAGUACAAUAUUUCUCUCUUAUAAAAGAUACAGUAGAUGCACCAGUUGUGUACUUUAUUUUUUUGUUGAAUGAUAUAUCUGAGGUUUAGAACUGGAUUAUUAUGCCUUUUAUUGAUAUUAAUCGGGUAAAAGAAAUUAGCUAGAAAAAUUGAAUUGUAAGCUUAAGUUGAUUUGAACAAGACGCAUAAAACCUGUUGCCUUUUACGUUAUUUAUGCAAUAUGGAUUCUUGCAGCUUCCACUCAAAUGAAGUAUAUUUAUACAAUGUUUGGUUAUACUCUGGGCCCCAUUUCAUAAAAAGUUGCUAUGAUAGCUACAUGUACUCUUGCUGGAAUGUCAACUUUCAUUUGGGAGAGCCAAUCAGGAAGCAGAAUUUUCACUGUUGUCAUGGUAGUUGACAUUCCAGCAAGAUUUGCUAUCAGGGGGGGUGUUAGAGUCGCACUUAAAUGCCUAGUUGCGUGCAUUAUAAAAAGCUUUAUUGCAUUGGUCAGAUCAUGCCAAGAGGACGCGCACUAUGGCGUAUUAAUGAGAAUCUGCGUUGCAUAUCAUGUACGCGCUGACAUUUAUAUGUGACUCCUAAGUCAUAUAUAAACCUUUGUGUGAAACACCCCUCAGAUUAAUUCUUUUAUGAAAUGGGGCUCAAGAGUUGAAAUACCAUAAUUUGGGUAUAUGUAGAUUUAAAAUUUCUCAAUUGGAUUUUAGUCACAUAGGCCAAAGUUUGAGAUGACUUGGGUGAGUUCAAUUUACAAUAGAAAUUCAAUAUAUUGUAUGAAUGCAUGUUUCAUGGUAUAUUUGACAUUGUGCAUAAUAACUUAUAAAAUAGUACUUUCUUGUUCUUUGAGUGAAAUGUCCAGGCCAAAAUGCAGUAAUGAUUCAAUGCACUGGUAACAGCAUAGUAUAAGUCCUUUUAUCAUUUUGCUACUUAGGUCAUGAUUAUGGCUGUAGUCUUGUUAUGUACCAUUAGAUAAAAAUCUAAAAAAUGUCGAUCUGACUUCAUAUUGUAACAUAUUACAUAUCUAUAUAAAGAAUUGUUUUUUAUUUGUCUAUUUAUGUACUAUGAUAUUUUGUAGAAUCAUAUGAUGAUACAUUGAAAGAAAAUAUUUUUGUUGUUAAGCUUUUCUAUUUGACAGGCAGAAUGGAUUUUGUUUCAAUAUUUUUUUUUAUACAUGUGUAUUGCGAGUAAAAAAACAUGAUUGGAAAUAAUUUUGCCAACUUCCUUCAUUAAUAUUUACUAAAUUCUGUGUAAUACUGUGCAUCAUGUGACCAUAAUUCACAAAAGAAGUUGUUGGGUACAAACCAUGAACUAUACAGAUUUCAAGUACUUAAUUGAGCUUAUUUCAUCCAAUGGAAAAUGUGCCUUUUCAGCAAAGAAAUGGCACUAUUAAAAUACAUGUUCGAACGAAAUGCGAUUCUGCAAGAAACCUGCAUAGUCCAUGGUUUUAUAUCUCCUGGUGGGUGUGUCAUAAAGCUGUUCGUAAGUUAAGAGCGACUUUAAGAACGGCUGAUGACCCUUUCUUAUGGCGAAUGGUAUAUUCAUUAGCAAUGGUUUUGCGCGUAAGAAAGGAUCACCAGUCGUUCUUAAAGUCGGUCUUAACUUUUACGAACAGCUUUAUGAAAUGGCCCCCUGGUAUGGUAAGGUCCCCCAAGUCUGCAAAGUGCCCGUUGUCUGCGCAUACACAAUUCUAAAAAGAAGAUACGCAAUGACCACAAACUUUACACCUGCAAUACAUAGAUAUUUAGCAAAAAGUCUGACUCAAAAUGGAAAAUAUUCAAUUUCAGGCAUUUCGUGUAAUGUCCUCAAGAUGCAGCCUUUCUCAUCAAAAUCCCUGAAUCGUGUGUAAAGUGAAUAGGUGCGCAGACAUAUGGCACCAGUGAAUGCUGCGAUAGGAUAUGAACCACGGACCUUGUGGUCCAAAGUCCAGAGACUAUGCCAUAACCCUUUUGUUACUUACCUUUGGCUUAAUGCAGGAGGUUAAUACCUUGUAUCAGAGUUACCUGUUCACAUUAUUCUUCAAAUGUUACCUGUUACCUAUUCUCCACAUGACUAGUGGCACAUAAGGCCUCCACUGAACGUCUCCACCUUUGCCUAUCAGAGGCCACAGCUCUGGCUUCUGUCCACGUCCUCCAUCCAGCCAAGUUGUUUUGGGAAUGCCCCUUUUCCCUUCUGGUGCCCAGGUCAAUGCUGUGUUGCAGAUGCUUGCAGGUUCCCCCCUUAGUGUGUGCCCAAUAAAUUUCCAUCUUCUCCUCAUUAUUGUCGUGCUCAGUUUCUCCAUUUAGGUCUUGUCUAAGAGCUCUUCAUGUGAUUCUCCAAAUCACUGACUAUUUUAGUUCUCCUUCAGAUUAUCAAUAUUAGAGUGAUAAUUGUUAUUAGAUAUAUCUUGAAAUAGUUGAUUUGAUAUAGACUUGUAGAUUCUUGUACCAUACAUGUAAGAGUAGGAGGCCAGAAGUUCAGUAACAUUUUGGGAACCUUUGACCGCAGAUGUAAUCCACAGUUUAACAUAUCACAUCUUUGUGAAAACGGGGCCAUGAACUGAUGAAACCAUGUCAUCAUUGUCAUUUCAUGAAAUGUUUGAAAAUAUAUCUUAUGAGAUGAGAACUGUACACAUGUAUGUAAAUAAAAUAUGAAGCAAUUUUCCUUGAA
Molecule: messenger RNA, 4831 nt
Organism: Lytechinus pictus (painted urchin)
Lineage: Eukaryota; Metazoa; Echinodermata; Echinoidea; Temnopleuroida; Toxopneustidae
Product: vacuolar protein sorting-associated protein VTA1 homolog
Exons: 6
Coding region: 16-879 (287 amino acids)
Biological process (GO): late endosome to vacuole transport via multivesicular body sorting pathway
Cellular component (GO): multivesicular body
Source: RefSeq, a predicted model, not a curated record